CUUUGAUAUAGGGGCCAAAUUGCUAGGGAGUGAGGCACACAGUUCAGGAGAGACCCCUGAAAUUGGAGGCUCAAUCAAGCCGCCGACUUAUCCCACACAUGCUUCGAAGACUGUUUGCUGACUGAUGGACAUUCAAAGACCCCGGACUUUUGCCCGGGCCUUGUCUAAUUGACGCAAGUUCAAUAGGACAGUGAUAUAGUGCUGGUGGGGUUGUCUCACAAGCUGGAGAGGCCGGGCCAUGGGCUAACCUCGGGGAAUCUCUCGGGUGUGGUGGUGUCAAACUCAAGACAGGCUGUUUUGUCUGAACCUUCACCCCCCUCCUCCCUCUUUGCACGUUAUCACUACUCCGUACUAUUACUGUCUUGACAACCAUUUCGCGUCGAUCUUCCCAGUAUGGUGGCAAGUACUGUUCAGGAGGGAACAGCUCCGUUUCAUUAUGAUAGUCUUCCCCAGCCUGCCCAAACGUGGUACCGAGUCUAUGGCGACAUCAAGGCAGGCACACCAUUAGUAGUCCUGCAUGGCGGCCCGGGCUUUUGCCACAACUACAUGCUGCCCCUGGCUGCACUGGCUUCCGAUCGUGCCGUGAUUCUGUAUGACCAGAUCGGAAAUGGAUUGUCCUCCCACUAUCCGGAGAAACGCGGCGAUCAGGGGUUUUGGACGGUCGACCUAUUCAUCGCAGAGUUGGAAAACCUGCUUCAGCAUCUGGGUAUUGCUGGCCAAUUUGAUCUGCUGGGUCAUUCCUGGGGCGGGAUGAUGGGGAUGGAUUUCGCCGCUCGUCAGCCGGCUGGACUGCGCCGUCUGAUCCUAUCAAACUCUCCGGCCUCGGUCGCACUGUGGCUUGAAUCGGUCAACCGACUCCGCGCUACCCUACCUCAAGAGAUUCAAGACACACUGCAGAAAUGUGAAGCAGAAGGGCGGCUCGAUUCGAAGGAAUAUGAAAAUGCAACGGUGGAAUUCUUAUCCCGAUUCUGUUGCCGGACGCAGCCAUGGCCCGAAGAGCUUAUGCAAAGUCUCGUCUGGACCACGGAGAAGGAUUCUACCGUCGCUGCCAGCAUGCUCGGUCCCUCCGAAUUCUGGGUCGAAGGGUCUCUUAAAGAUUGGAGUGCACUGGACCGCAUUCAUCGGAUCCAGGUUCCCACACUGGUGAUCAAUGGUAAAUAUGAUGAAGCGCAGGGCAGCGCCGUGGAACCGCUCUUCUGGGGUAUUGAUAAGGUGAAGUGGAUCACCUUGUCGGAGGGUUCGCACUGCCCGCAGUUCGACGACCGCGAGAAGUACCUGCAGGUUGUUGACGAAUUCUUGGGCCGCGCAUAGUGUUGGGGGUGUUUCUUCGAGAGGGUCGCUUGUCGGAUUUAGGUUUGAGCUAUAGGGGCCUGAAGAAAGUGCGUGCCGUUAGUUUCAGUUGGUUGCAGGAAACCAACCGACUAGUAUGAGAUGGUUGAUGUGCUAAUGUGAACCGAUUUAUGACCAUUGUUCAUUUUGGCACUAGCCUGCUUGACCGGCUUCUUACUGUGAACGAAUGCUCGUAAACGCUGAGUAUGCUCUCAAAUAGAAUAAUGAGUGUAUGACUAGCAAGGUAAAGAGAAGAUGUGGGGGUGUAAUCCUUCGGCGGUGGUGAGAAAGCUUCUCUAGUCCGUUCUACAAUGUGGGCAUUGCUGUCUCGACAGUGCUUUCUG
Molecule: messenger RNA, 1673 nt
Organism: Aspergillus eucalypticola CBS 122712
Lineage: Eukaryota; Fungi; Ascomycota; Eurotiomycetes; Eurotiales; Aspergillaceae
Product: proline-specific peptidase
Exons: 2
Coding region: 394-1311 (305 amino acids)
Biological process (GO): proteolysis
Molecular function (GO): peptidase activity
Source: RefSeq, a predicted model, not a curated record